Tripterygium wilfordii is the source of this 2612-nucleotide messenger RNA. Its product is annotated as pentatricopeptide repeat-containing protein At2g03880, mitochondrial-like. The transcript has a single exon. Gene Ontology annotation, biological process: RNA modification. The record is from RefSeq and is a predicted model, not a curated record. Bases 37 to 1953 code for a protein of 638 amino acids. Gene Ontology annotation, molecular function: protein binding; zinc ion binding; RNA binding. Lineage: Eukaryota; Viridiplantae; Streptophyta; Magnoliopsida; Celastrales; Celastraceae.
ACUCAUCGCCAGUCCAUCACCUGAAGUCUGAACGCCAUGAAAGCCAUUUCAAAACUGAAGUGUUCAACACCAACCUCUCCUCUACGUUCAUCUCCUUAUGUUCCCGCUACCCCUGCGUCCCCUGACAUCCCAAGCCCAUCAUCUCUUCUCGAUGAAUUCACUAAGUUCUGCUACCAAAGCGACCUUCCCAGGGCCAUCAAAGCCAUGAAUGCCAUGCAGACACUCGGAAUUCAUGCUGAUUGCAUCACCUACUCUCAACUCAUCAAGUGUUGCUUGGCUCGUAGAGCUGUCCAGCAAGGGAAACUUGUUCACCAGCAUGUGUUCUCAAAUGGGUACCAGCCCAAGACCUUCUUAAUCAACACUCUCCUCGGUAUGUAUGCGAAGUUCAACCUGUUGAACGAUGCACAGAGUUUGUUCGACAAAAUGACUGAGAGAAACGUCGUUUCUUGGACCACCAUGAUCUCUGCUUACUCUAAUGCCAAGGUUAACGACAAGGCCUUGAGCUUCUUGGUUUUGAUGCUUAGAGAAGGGGUAAGGCCUAAUAUGUACACUUACUCGUCGGUUUUGAGAGCAUGUGAUGACUUGCCAAACCUUAGGCAGCUUCAUUGUACUAUAGGUAAGGUUGGGCUUGACUCCGACGUGUUUGUUCGAAGUGCCUUGAUUGAUAUCUACGCAAAAUGGGGCGAAAUGCAAAAUGCCUGGCGCGUUUUCAAUGACAUGGAGACGGGAGAUGUAGUGGUUUGGAACUCGAUAAUCGGAGGGUAUGCGCAGAAUAGCCACGGUGUUGAAGCUUUGAAUCUAUUUAAGAGGAUGAAGAGAGCUGGUUUUCCAUCUAAUCAGCCAACCCUGACGAGUGUCCUGAGAGGGUGUACUGUAUUGGCAUUGUUAGAACUGGGGAGACAAGUUCACGUUCAUAUACUGAAAUACGAUCCGGAUUUGAUCCUCUGCAAUGCCCUUUUGGAUAUGUAUUGCAAGUGUGGCAGCUUGGAGGAUGCAAACUCUGUUUUUGCUAGGAUGGCAGAAAGGGAUGUAAUUUCUUGGAGCACCAUGAUAGCAGGGUUGGCACAAAAUGGCCACAGCCGAGAGGCUCUUCAGUUGUUUGAGUUGAUGAAAGCUUCUGGUACUAAACCAAACUAUAUCACAAUAGUAGGGGUUCUGUUUGCUUGUAGCCACGCGGGGCUUGUGGAGGAUGGGUGGUACUACUUCCGGUCAAUGAAGCAUCUUUUUGGAAUUGAUCCAGUAAGGGAACACUAUGGUUGCAUGAUUGAUCUUCUUGGAAGGGCUGGGAAGCUUGAAGAUGCAAUUAAGUUGAUCAACGAAAUGAAAUCUGAACCUGAUGCUGUGAUAUGGAGAACUGUGCUCAGUGCUUGCAGGGUUCAUCGUAAUGUGGAUCUAGCUGCACAUGCUGCAAAUAAUAUUCUUAAAUUGGAUCCACAGGAUGCAGGAACCUACAUAAUAUUGUCUAACAUUUAUGCAAAUAAACAGAGGUGGGAAGAUGUUGCUGAGGUUAGAGAGGCUAUGAAGAACAGAGGAAUCAGAAAAGAACCAGGGUGCAGUUGGGUUGAAGUGAAUAAGCAUGUCCAUGCUUUCAUUCAGGGGGAUUGCUCGCAUCCACAAAUAGAUGAAAUCAGGAGACAACUCAACCGGCUAAUUCAUAGAUUGAUGCAAGUGGGUUACAUUCCUGACACAAAUUUUGUUCUGCAAGAUUUUGAAGGGGAGCAGAUGGAAGACUCUUUAAGAUUCCAUGGUGAGAAACUGGCAAUCGUGUUUGGUUUGAUGAGUUUGUCGAAGGAGUCGACCAUUAGAAUAAGAAAGAAUCUCAGGAUCUGCGGAGACUGCCAUCUCUUUGCAAAACUGGUCGCAAAGAUGGAGCAUCGGGUCAUUGUGAUCAGAGAUCCCAUCAGAUACCAUCAUUUUCGAGACGGGUUUUGCUCCUGUGGGGAUUAUUGGUAAUGAAAACUAAAGUGAGCGUUCAACAAGAUGACUGGCAUAUGUAUCAGUAUUCAAGGAAGGAACAAACGUAUCCCCGCAUCAGCAUGCCUCAACAGGCCAUUUGCAGGAUUGCAUACGUGGUCAUUUCAGGCUACAAAAUAUGCAAACAGAAAACAGAGGAUCAACAACUUCUGAAGUCUGAACAAACUAGUUGUCAACAACCCCCUCUGGCUGCCUUGUUCCUUUGAAGGACAUCAUAUUUGUCUCAUGAUCUAAAUUUUGUUCCCUUUUUGUGUUUGAAGAAGUUUGACCCUCACUCACUCACUCACCGCCACCAGUGACCAGUGACCAGUGACCAGUGACCACUGUUACUUUACUUCCUACUCGGUUCGCUUGCCUUGGAUCGUUGGCAAGUCCAAAUGAAAUUCAACACAAGGCCCAUAUGAGAACCUGGGCUUCCCGCCAAAUAGAGCCCCUUUAGUGGGCCGGUCUUAUUCUGCAUGGGGUCCCCUCUCUUUUCUUUUUUCUUCUCUUUGGUCUCGUCUCAAAAGAAGAGCCAAUUAGUGCUAGAGUUACGACUAAAGAAAUAAAUUUCUUUGGAUUCUUUCAGGCUUUUCCGGCUUUCCCUGUCUCCCACCAUGACAAAAAGCCUUGAGCCCUUCCCUUGACUGCAAUUGCAU